AUGCCAUCCUCCUCUGCCCUGCGCAGGAAAGUCGGACAGCUCUUUGCUGUCGGCUUUCACGGUCUCACGCCCAGUUCGGAGAUCAAGACUCUGAUCCGCGAAUACGGACUUGGCGCCGUCAUCCUGUUCAAGCGGAAUAUUCGCGAUGCAGCACAGCUUCGGGCAUUGACCCUCGCCCUCCAGCAAGAAGCCAAAGACGCCGGCCACGAACACCCGCUCUUCAUCGCCAUUGACCAGGAGAAUGGACUCGUGACGAGGAUUUCACCGCCCCUUGCUGCACAGCAGCCGGGGCCCAUGACGCUGGGGGCGACGGGAUCAACAGACAGUGCUUAUGCGGUCGGAAAGGCAACCGGGGAGACUCUCGAUUUCUUCGGCAUCAAUAUGAACUAUGCCCCUGACUGUGAUAUCAAUUCGGAACCUCUGAACCCGGUCAUCGGUGUGCGGAGUCCCGGAGACGAUCCCGAGUUUGUUGGUCGCUUCACGAGCGCCAUCGCCAAGGGCCUCAGAGACAGCCACAUUGUCCCCAGUGUAAAGCACUUCCCUGGCCAUGGUGACACAGCGGUCGACUCCCAUUACGGGCUGCCUGUUAUCUCCAAGUCCCGGGAUGAGCUGGAGAGGUGCGAGCUGGUGCCGUUCCGUCGGGCUGUCGCGGAGGGUAUCGAGUCAGUGAUGACGGCUCACAUCGCCUUGCCUGGGAUUGGGGAUGGAAAGCUGCCUGCCACGCUGUCGCCGGAUGCGUUGAACAUCCUGCGUGUGGACAUGAAGUAUGACGGGAUGGUCAUCACCGACUGUCUGGAGAUGGACGGCAUUCGUGCCACGUACGGGACCGUGGAGGGAGCAGUGAUGUCUCUGAAAGCAGGGAGCGACAGCAUCAUGGUCUGCCACAAGUACGAGGUGCAGGUGGCAGCGAUAGACAGGGUCUGUCAGGCGGUAGAAUCGGGAGAGAUCUCGCUGGAGCGGAUUGACGAGGCUCUACGCCGCGUGACGGCCCUGAAGAAGAAGGUUCUCAGCUGGGAACGCGCCCUGCAUCUCAAAGCGGAAGAGGACCUAAUCAAGCUGAACGAGAAGAACGCGAAACUGGCACAGGAUAUCUACGCUCGAUCGACGACUGUCGUACGAAAUAAACCCGGCGUUUUGCCUUUGUCUGCAACGUCGAGGAUCGUGUUCCUUUCUCCAGGAGGAAUGAUCCCUGCAGGCGGUGCGGUCGACAGCGGACUGAUCGAGCAGAAGUGCCCUCUUCCAUACAAACCUGUCCGGUUUAUUGAUGUCCUCCGUGCUCACAAUGAGUCUGCGAUCGAACUUCGCUAUCAUGAUGGCGGUCUGUCAGCGGACCAGUGGCAGGUAGUCGAUGACGCGGAGGCGGUGAUUUUGGCCACGCGAAAUGCGCGCGAGGCACCGUACCAGAGGAACCUGGGCCUGGAGCUGGCAAGGAGAAAGAAGAAGCACGUUGUUAUUGCGACGUGCAAUCCUUAUGACUUUCUGGACGACACAGAGGUCGAGACGUAUAUUGCCAUCUACGAGCCGACGGUCGAGGCGUUCACGUCGGCGAUAAAUGUGAUUUUCGGCACGGCCUCAGCGAGCGGAGAGCUUCCUGUGGGAGCAAAAGUGUCGAAGAAGAAUGCGAGUGUGAACGUGAGGCCUUACGACUCGACGAAUGACCUAGAAGGAGUGGUCAAAGUGUGGAACUCGGCUCUGCCGAACUACUCCUUGCCGGCAUCGAGGCUGAAGGUCUUGCUGGAAGCGCCUAAUGGACAUCACUUGGUCGCACGGGCAGAGAGCGAGAUUGUGGGCUUCUGCCUGGCACACACGUCCGUGAACCAGGGGAAGAUCUUUGCCCAUAUUGCCGUUCUGGCCGUGGACCCAGCGAGACAGGGUCAAGGGAUCGGAACGUCCCUGCUGAGGGAGGCGCGGGGGUACUUCCGGCAGCAUCAAGGGCUUGUCAGAGCGUCUCUGGGGAGUUAUUUCCCCCGUUUCUGGCCAGGUCUGCCGACUGAUCUGCCUGAUCGUGUAUUGGAAUUCUUUGUCCACCGUGGAUUCCGACUGAGUCCGCCGGAUGUGACCUCUGCAGAUCUGUAUCAGGAUAUUCGCAACUUUCAAGCUCCUCAAGUGUAUCUCGAUCGUGCUGCGGCGAAGGGAUACGCGUUUCGAGCUGUCCAGCCAGAAGACUAUGAGGGAUGCCUGAUCGGGCAGAAGAGGAAUUUCUUUACAUAUACAGGCUGGGUCGAAGCAUACAUCGCUCUCAACCCCCGAGAGCACCCAUCAAGCAUCAUGGCCGCUUUCGACGCCGCCGGCAACCAGGUAGCCUGGACACUGAUGCUGUCGCACGAGUCUUCUUUCCUGCACGCGUACUGGGCAUGGCCGGCGCUAUGCGGUCCGAAGACGGGCCUGAUCGGGUGUGUGGGCGUAGACGCCGCGCACCGACAGAAGGGGAUCGGACUGGCGCUGCUGUGCCAUGCGAUCGAGGACCUGAAGAAGAGGGGGGUCGAGGGGGUUUUUGUCGACUGGACGACUAAGGUCGAUUGGUAUGCGAAAGUAGGGUUUCAGGUGUGGAAAACGUAUCGGAGUGGGGAGAUUUGA
This is a messenger RNA of Rasamsonia emersonii CBS 393.64, 2577 nucleotides long. RefSeq names its product Beta-N-acetylhexosaminidase. Bases 1 to 2577 code for a protein of 858 amino acids. Gene Ontology annotation, molecular function: acyltransferase activity, transferring groups other than amino-acyl groups; hydrolase activity, hydrolyzing O-glycosyl compounds. Gene Ontology annotation, biological process: carbohydrate metabolic process; peptidoglycan turnover. The record is from RefSeq and is a predicted model, not a curated record. The transcript has 4 exons. NCBI's taxonomy places the organism in Eukaryota, Fungi, Ascomycota, Eurotiomycetes, Eurotiales, Trichocomaceae.